This is a messenger RNA of Hypomesus transpacificus, 5512 nucleotides long. RefSeq names its product SMC5-SMC6 complex localization factor 2 (gene slf2). The transcript is spliced from 22 exons. The record is from RefSeq and is a predicted model, not a curated record. NCBI's taxonomy places the organism in Eukaryota, Metazoa, Chordata, Actinopteri, Osmeriformes, Osmeridae. Bases 278 to 4225 code for a protein of 1315 amino acids.
UGAUACAACAGAGGUGGAGGAUCAAUCGAGUCUACUCUAUAGUAGCAAGAUUCGACUCCAAGAGUGACAUUUCGAUUUAGACUUUGGUAUCCAUGGCGGGUAGCUAACAUGGCGAUAGAGGUGGCGGAAGAGUGAAAUUAACUACGGUCUACACAGUUGGAAGGAUCUGGCAAGUUUGGCAAAAUAAUUUCGUAUAGCCUGCGUUAUCAAUGGAGAAGGCAAUCAACGUUGGUUUAGGCAGAACAAUUCCAGACUACUUCUGUCCUAAAAGCAAAGAAUGAUGAGUAACCUUAGGCUUACGGAGUACUUCACAAAUGCUGUGAAGGACCUCAUCCCUCUGGGAUCCCAUCGCCAUCAAGGCCCUGUCUCCAAACCAGUCACACAUCAGGAAAUUUGCAUGAAGCCAAUUCAGCCCUCUAACCACCGACCCUCUUAUCCUCCACUCAGGCAGGCAUUAACCCUCAAAAGGUCUGACAUGGACCACAGAGGCAAACGUGCCUCUACUUACCAUCCUAAUUCCCCAGGGGUCCCACGUGGCACCCCAGGCAGUUUGACCAAUUCACACUCCCAGGUUAGGAAGGUUCAGUCAGCUCCCAUCAGCCUUAAUCAAUCCAAAGACAUAAGGUGUAACUUUGGGCCAGGUAUAGGCAACCCUCUCUCACCCCCCUCCAAUAAGAGUGAAACACCCCCUCUGUGCAAACCCAGUACACCAGGAUCAACCUCAGAGGAGGAUUCGCACAAGGGUGGACCCAGGGGUGGAUGUUCAAGACCUGCUAGCCAACCCCGCAAGCUUGUAGUCCCCCCAUCCCACACCUUCAUUUCUGGUCAAGAAGGCCAUUCUCUCCCCUCUUCUCAUUCGGACCACUGGAGUCCUGGGUCCAGCCUUUCUAGGCAGCACAGUUCCCAGUCGCCAGGAGACGGAAUGAACAAACUUGACAAUGGUUGUUCUCCCUCACCCAACAUGCAUGUUUUCCUUGUCAACUGCCUCCCAAAACCUAAAGAGCAUAUAUCCCUAGAGCGAAAAAGGACUCCUUCAACAGAGAGGUGUCCUGCAGGGGGCAGCCGAUCCCUGUCUCGAAAGAGGAACAGAAACUCUGAGACAGAGGACAGAGAUUGUAUUGGGGACCAAGUCAAGAGGAUCUGUCCCCCAGACACAAAACCACAACCAAUGGCUGGGAUGAAGCCUAGACCCAGUACUGCUUCCAGCCAACCACUCAGAUCUCAAUUCUCCAUAGGCACAAAGCAAGUCUACAUGAAGCCCAGUCUAAGUCCUACACUGAAACUGCAAGAGUGGCUUUCUCCAGUAAAGGAUGGAAUACGUUAUGGACAAGGGAUGGAGGAGAAAGGGGCAUCUCCAGCCCUCACUAAGCCUGUUAAACGUCUCCUCCAAGGCCAGACUCAGGCACCUUCUCAGGCAUUUAGAGACCGUAGUGGUAAUCUUCAGUCUGGUGACACUCAAGGCAGAUCCCUAACCUUGUCUCUCAGAAUGCCGAAUAAGGACGUGAGCAAAACAGAGAUCAAAGGGAGUAGUGGUAAACCUUUAGGCAGCAUAGACCCUAGAGCUUCCAAACUCACCACAAGUUUUAGUUUAGGUUCCCGGCGAUCUCGUGGAACAGAACAGAAUAAAGCUGCUCGCCUUCGAAGAACGUUGAUUCAGCAGGAUGAACUUUUCACUCCUGACCCUGUGAUCUUGGUGUCAAACCCUGCACCAAAAUCUAAAAAAUCUUGUUCUGAGAGAAGUGACUGUUUAUCUCGCUCUGUGUCUAGUUCAGCUGCUCUUCCCAGCUCAGUUGGGGCAGGAUCUCCUUCUCAAAUUACGCAGAUCCUUAACGCAUCCUCUUCUCUGGUAGCCCCAGACCCCAAAACCUUACACUCCUCGUUGGUCAAACAAGAGCCAUGUAAAAACGGUUUUGUCAAACUGGAGAGGAUCCCGCUAUCUAAAAUCAACUCUCUUGUCACAUCAGGGAAGUCUUUACACGCGUCUUGUAUGAUUAAAGACAAUCCUAAACUCACAAAUAGUCCUGCUUUUCCUCAAAUUAGACAGUGUGAAGAUGAAUCAGUUCAAAUGGAGACAGACACCAAAUCAACAGUGUGUCCCAGGGACAUGGAGAAAACUAAAGGCACUCCCAGCCUCCACCCAUCUCCUUUAGCACCCCCGGCCAGACUAGGGGGAGGAGAGGGAGAGCGAAUGGGCAGGGAGAAGGACACUCUGGAUGUGGAGCUAGGCCUGAGCCUGGAGCUGGAUAUGGACCUGUCCCAGAGCAGCAGCAGCAGCAGCGAAGAGGAUCAUCUGCUGUCUCUGCAGGAGAUUCUGGAUGGCAGCAUCAAGCCUACAGACACACCAGAGAAGGGAACCCUCCCCGAACCUGGCACACCUGUGUUAUCCAGAUGCCAAUCCAAACUUCUACCUGUAAAAUCCAAAGGGAAGCCUGUCAAUUACAAGAACACACUGGAGCAGAUGCUGAAGGAAAAAGAGAGCAAUCAGAGGUUCAAGGAGAUUGAGAUGAAGUUGCUACUCUCCUGUAAGGAGGAUCUGCUGCGAUUCAAAGAGGAAGAGGAGGAGAGCAAAGAGAACAUGGAGGAGGCCAUCUCAAAGGAACACAAAGAGUUCCUGCUGCGUUUCUCAGUUGUGUCCAGCGCCAUCAGGGACCUGCACCCAGGAGAAGAGAUUUUCUGCCUGGCCAACUUUGGCCGUCUGUUCAACCAGCAUACCCUGCAUUUCAGGCAAUGCAAUGUCACUCCGAAAGGAACGGCACAGAAAACCCUACUUUGGUCCAGUCCAGAUCAGUUCAGGUUGCUGCUCGGUGCUGGACUGUUACAGGCAGCCUACCGGUCCUCCCCCUGUCCACCCCAGGUGGCUCGUAGGCUGUUCCAGUUGAUGUCUGUCUACAGUGAGAGGAGGAUCUCCAACCAAAUACUUCAGGCCCUCAGAGACAUUGCCUGCUCCUCUGCAGAACACACAGAGGUGAAUAAGAGCUCUCAGUUUGAGGUGUGGGUGCCCAGCAUUAGCGACGUUGCUCUGGUCUUCAUGAACAUGGGGGUUUCCUUCAUCACACUCUUCCCUCUGGAAAGUCUACAGCCCCCCUUUACCGAGGGAGACCUACUAGAGGGCAUCCAUAUCAGCACUGAAAGCUUAUCCUGUAAGAAAGACCUGAGCACUUUUCCAGAACACAACGUUGAGAAUGUCAUCAAGUAUUUGUCUGAUGUGACAGCCCUGUGUCCGCGGGCCUACUGUGACACAGAGCUGUUGUUGUUGAUGACCAUGGUGAGCAGAAUAGGUCUGGAGAUACAGCUCACCCUCCUGCCCACCAUGGACCUGAGCUCCCUGGAGCACAACCUGGUCAACAACAUGAGGGACUGGGCCGACAUGCUUCCUAGGAUCUGCUUGGCCCUUUCAAACCUGACGGAGGAUCAUCACAAUCUGCGCUGGCUCGUUCAGAUGCUGCCUGACAACACGCGUGGAACGCAACUCCGGAGACAUGUUAGUGUGGCAAUGAUCUCCAAGUUGUUAAACCACACGUGCACUUACAAGCCUACCAAGACAGAGUUCCAGCUGUCCGAUCUACAGCAGUACCUGCCUCUUAUGCGUCCUUCGGCCCUACUCAAAGGGAUGCAGCUUGCCAGGAGCCAGAGACAAAGAGAGCAGGAGGAGGACUAUGAUGACUCGGGGACCCUUGAUCAGCAGGCCUACUACCUGUGCUACAGCCUUCUGGCGUUGGCUAAUGAAGCCUCCAACUUUGAGUUCUUUCCACCAGAACAGAAGAACCAGUUGCAGUACCUAUGUGCUCAACUAGAGAAGCAUAUUAAGUGUGACAUCAGAGAAAGUGAGAAGUGUCUUUACCGGAGCAAGGUGAAGGACUUUGUUGCUCGGAUCUACACAAAAUGGCAGGUGCUGCUCCAGAGAACCAGACCUCUCCAGGGUAAAUUGUAUGACUAUUGGCAGCCUCUACCAGAGGACAUGCUGGUCUGCAGCCAGGAGAGCCUCAGUGCCCAGAGAGAAGGAGACAUGGAUAGAGAAAAAGAGGCAAAGGUGGGGGAAGCGGUUACCGGUGGGCAAGAGGAAAGCGAGGAAUACAACAUUCAGGAAGGGAGGGAAGAGAAUGACUUAAGCAUAGAUGAGGAGGAAGAUGAGAAGAAGACUGAUAGUCCUGCAAAUGUAUCCAACAUAGACAAAGAGGAGAUGGAGGAAGGGCACAGGGAAGAGGGAAAACUCUUUGAUAGCUGAAGAAGAGCUCCAAAACAAAAAAAAAUCUAAGAAAACAUGUCCUGCCUAAAAAGGACAAGUCCUUAAAGGACAAUGAAGAGGAUGAUCCAUCCCCAACCAGUGAAGAGUCAGAGGAGAGGAUGGAGCUCCAGGAAGACUUGGUUGAGGGGGGGGAACCAAAAAAGGACAUAGAAGUAGAGGAUGUUGAAGCAGAGACACAGGAGAAAGGUAAACGGUGGCUAAGUGAGACAAUUGUAACAUAGGAUUUUCCUAUCAACUUGUGUAUUCCACUAUCUCAGGGAAAUUUUAGAUUUUCAGGGUCUUGUUUGCAAUAAACGUUUUGGCUGUACAGUAAAAAACUUUUUCUCUAUUUUUACCACUAUUUGCACUGUAUUUUCCCCUGUGUGCUGUGUUUAUCCUUCUAUUUUUCUCGAGUUCCCAAAGGAGAAAGUUAAUAAUAGUUUGGGUCCUUGACCUCCUGUUUUAAUGUGUAAAGUAAGUACUGUGUUAAUGCAGAAGAAUUCUUGAAAAUAUGUUAAUGUGAAAUUGAUUUAAAAAUUAAAUGUUCUGUUUAUUAUUUGAACCCUAGAUGUGCACCUCUUGGGAAUGUUUAAUUCAUGUUUUAUCAGCAUGUUUGUUUACACAAUUACAAAUGGGUUAUCUGAUAAUAGUCAAAGAUUAUUUACAAAGUGAUACUGCAUUACCUCCAUGCAUGUUCAACAGGAAAGCUGAACAAAACUGACGAUUCCUGUAGCUUUUAGUUAUGGAUGUGUACUGUUUCAGAUAAUGUGUCAUUGUUAGGGCCCUACUUCAAGUAAUAAAUGGUAUUUGGCCUUGACCUUUUGGGGGGCAUGCAAACAUACCAAAUUUUCAACUCUUCUAGAUGUGAAACAUCAACUGUUGUGAUUGGCAAACACCAUCUAUAGUCCUGUCAUAAUACGCCUGACUAGCUUAAUGUCUCUUUUGCACAAUUCAAUUUCAGAGAUGACUCACACUGUAUACUUUCAUCUAAGAAAUCCCUCAAUUAAUGUGGUGUCUUGGUACAUUUUAGAUUUUGUAUUUUUCUCUAGUCAUGACAUCUGCUUGCAGUGCCUAUAAAAAAAAAGAUUCUACCCCCACUGAAUUUAUGUUUUUUUGUUUUACGAUCAACUUUCACAAGCUGUGAAAGUAAACUUUUUGUAUUCAUAUUUUAACAAUUAGUUAUUCUAUUAAAUGCACACUAGCUGCAAUGGGACUUUAUAGUAUGAUCAGAAGGAUUGAGUUUUGUGUUGGAGUUUUGAAAAAUAAACAAGUUAACUUCUCUGGUGA